Messenger RNA from Aureococcus anophagefferens, 767 nucleotides. RefSeq lists its product as hypothetical. Gene Ontology annotation, biological process: translation. NCBI's taxonomy places the organism in Eukaryota, Pelagophyceae, Pelagomonadales, Pelagomonadaceae. Gene Ontology annotation, molecular function: structural constituent of ribosome. Gene Ontology annotation, cellular component: ribosome. The coding region runs from base 29 to 649 and encodes 206 amino acids. The transcript is spliced from 2 exons. The record is from RefSeq and is a predicted model, not a curated record.
CUGAGGCGGCGACGAGUGCAUCAGUAGGAUGCGGGCCGUUCUUAUCGCGCUGGCGUGUAGCCUGGGGGCCGCCCUGGUCCCCGUGUCGCUCCCGAAGACGCGCGCCGUCUCGAUGAAGUCCUCCGUGACGGAGGCGGGCACGUCGGUCCUCGAGGACACGGAGGGCCUCGGCGCCGAGUUCGAGGACGCGAUCGUCGACGACGAGGCGUGGGACGUCGAGGGCAGCGGCGACGAGGACCUUUUGGCGGGCUUCGACCUCGACGGCGCCGACGUCGGCGACAUCGACUCCUACGGCGCGACGCCGCGGGAGAUCUGCGACGGCGAGCGCGCCGAGUACAAGGCGAAGUUCCCGCGCCACGACAACGACUGCGGCUCGUCGGAGAUCCAGAUCGCGCUCUUCACGGCGCGCAUCAAGCACAUCACGCAGCACGUCGUCGACAACCCGAAAGACCACGCGAGCCGCCGCGGGCUCCUGACGCUCGUCUCCAAGCGGCGGCGACUCCUGAACUACUACCACUCGCGCUCGCCGGAGAAGGCGGUGAAGCUCGCCGCGGACCUCGGCGUCCGCUUCCGCUUCAAGUCGGCGCUCCCGGACCGCGCGGAGAAGUACCGCCAGUACACCAUCGCCGCCAACAAGAAGAAGAAGUAAGCGGCCCGCCGCGGCCGCCGCCGCCGGCCCGUGUCGCAGAAAAACCAGCGCGCGCCCGCUCCGGGCCGCGUCCGCUACUACGCUCCCCCCGCCGUACGUACCUAACCAUCGUAGCAGC